ACGAGUUGAACAUCUUGGAAUUUUGGAGCAAAUCAUCUAUGCGAUACCCUGAGCUUGCAUCAAUGGCUCGGGAUAUUCUUGCUGUCCCCAUUUCUAGUGUUGCUUCGGAACAAGCCUUUAGCAUGAGUCGCAAAGUUAUAACUCCUAACCGAGCUUCACUUAAGCCUAAGACCAUCGAGGCUUUAAUGUGUCUCCAAGAUUGGUAUCGUUGGAAGAUGUCUCAGAGUGAAGAAAUGAGCACUACAGGAGGUGGACCUUCAAGUUCUCAUGCAAAUGAGUUAUCUUCAGAUUCGGAAAAUGAUGAAGUUGAGAUAGCUUGAUGGAACAAGGAAGAGAUGGAUUCAAAAGAGUCAUCAACUUGUGGCUUUGAACUUGCUAUUUGAUAUCUUUAUUAUGUAAUGGACUUGUUAUUUGAUAUGUUGUUAUGUAAUCAGACUUGUUGAACUAUGUUGUGCCGUUGUGGGCUUAUCGAAAGUAUGUUGCGGACUUGUUGAACUA
Triticum aestivum (bread wheat) is the source of this 498-nucleotide messenger RNA. RefSeq names its product zinc finger BED domain-containing protein DAYSLEEPER. NCBI's taxonomy places the organism in Eukaryota, Viridiplantae, Streptophyta, Magnoliopsida, Poales, Poaceae. The record is from RefSeq and is a predicted model, not a curated record. Gene Ontology annotation, molecular function: protein dimerization activity. The coding region runs from base 39 to 320 and encodes 93 amino acids. The transcript has 3 exons.